UAUCUCGGUUCUUAUGCUGUGUGUAAAAACGCGUAGGGGAACUUUCAACCAGCAUGCUUUGCGAUUUGUUGUCAUGGCGGUUUGCUGAAGGUAGCUAGCUAGGAAAACGUUUUUCAUGUAGCUGUACUUUUUAUUGAUGUGUUGAGGACUUGGACGUUAAAGCCGCUUGCAAGAUAUAAAGAAUAACCAUGACCACUCAAUACAGUAUUCUGUUCAAGCAAGAACAUGCACACGACGAUGCCAUCUGGACUGCUGCGUGGGGCAGAAGUGAGAGAGAUGGUUUGGAGACCAUAGUCACUGGCUCUCUGGAUGACAUGGUGAAAGUCUGGAAAUGGUCAGAUGAGAAGCUGGAGCUGCAGUGGACCCUGGAGGGCCACCAGCUAGGUGUAGUCUCAGUGGACGUCAGUCCAAAUGGAGCAAUCGCAGCCUCAAGUUCCCUUGACGCCCACAUCCGCCUUUGGGACUUGGAGUCCGGGAAACAAAUCAAGUCCAUGGACGCAGGCCCGGUUGACGCCUGGACAGUAGCCUUCUCCCCAGACUCCAAGUACAUUGCCACAGGAAGUCAUCUGGGAAAAGUCAACAUCUUUGGGGUUGAAAGCGGCAAGAAAGAGUACUCCUUAGACACCAGAGGGAAAUUCAUUCUAAGCAUAGCUUAUAGUCCAGACGGAAAGUACUUGGCCAGUGGAGCUAUAGAUGGAAUCAUUAAUAUCUUUGACAUUGCCACUGGGAAACUACUCCAUACGCUGGAAGGUCACGCUAUGCCUAUUAGAUCACUGACGUUCUCGCCAGACUCGCAGCUCUUGGUCACUGCCUCAGAUGAUGGCUACAUCAAGAUUUACGACGUGCAGCAUGCCAACUUGGCAGGCACUCUGAGUGGUCACGCGUCCUGGGUCCUCAAUGUGGCCUUCUCCCCCGACAACACACACUUUGUGUCCAGCUCAUCAGACAAAAGUGUUAAGGUUUGGGAUGCCAGCUCCAGGGCUUGUGUCAACACUUUUUUCGACCAUCAAGACCAGGUUUGGAGUGUGAAAUACAACAGUAAAGGUUCCAAGAUCGUGUCGGUUGGAGACGACCGGGCCAUCCAUAUCUACGACUGUCCCCAGUGAUUCAUUGGCUCUCAUUCCAACCACGCUGCAGUACACCCAGGACAGGCUGAAUACCUGCAUAAGGCUGAAUACCUGCAUAAGACUUCAACAUAGCUCAUUACUGUGGUGCAGCUCAAUGUCCUGAUUAGUUUUUCUUUCCUCUCCGAUCUGGAAACAUACCUGGCGUUAGCGGUCACCAGUCCAGCUGCUUUUUCUGAAGGUGAAAGCUCAGUUCAGACCACAGGUUCCAAGCUUGUUCCAUUGAGGGUAUUGGUUUUCACUCCUGUCAUUAAUUAGUUGGCAGCCCGCUUCAGCUGGUUAUCUAAACUGGACAUCAAUCUAAGGGAACCACCUCCCCAAAAAAAGUUUCAAUUUGGACUAAACUUGAUUUAGACUGAGAGUCACCCUGUCCAUAGCCUGUGUACUAUAUUCAUCCACUGAAAUCAAAAAUAUUAUGGAGGGGGAAGUUCAAUGCCAUUCAUUAUCUUGCAAUUAAUGACAUUUGUUCAGAGUUAAUAAAAAAACUUUUUUUUUA
Esox lucius (northern pike) is the source of this 1620-nucleotide messenger RNA. It is a transcript of the gene skic8, whose product is annotated as WD repeat domain 61. The transcript has 11 exons. Gene Ontology annotation, molecular function: protein binding. NCBI's taxonomy places the organism in Eukaryota, Metazoa, Chordata, Actinopteri, Esociformes, Esocidae. The record is from RefSeq and is a predicted model, not a curated record. Bases 189 to 1106 code for a protein of 305 amino acids. Gene Ontology annotation, cellular component: Cdc73/Paf1 complex.